AUGUCAGAUUGCGCCUUUGGUGUGAAGAUCAAGAGCUGGAUUUAUCAUCUGUUCAUAGUUGAUAGUUUGAAUGUAGGUAUAACAGUGGAUGAUAAAGCAGAUGACAUCUACACUGAUUUUGCCAGUAAGGAAGAUUUGGGAAUCGCAGAUCAAAACCAAGAACCUUAUUCUGCCAACACCCACGUUGAGUCUUCACAAGCAGCGUCAAGCAAUAACCUUGGGAAUAUCCAUGACAACAGGCUGGUCUUUUCAAAAAGUGUUUACAGCUUUGACAUCCCGGAAGAUGUAACACCAGGCACUGUGGUGGGCUUAGUAACAGCUUCUGCUCCAAAUCAGGGAGUCGAUGACAAGGUGUAUGCAAUACAAGAAGAUGAUGGGAAUGGUCUCUUUGUUAUUAAUCCAGCUACCGGAAAUUUUACACUGACACGUUCUUUAGACUUUGAGUCUGCAAAGUAUUACAUUCUCACUGUGAAAGCUGCUAAUACAGAUGGGCAAUUCAGUGUGAUUCGGGUUUACUUCAAUGUGCUGGAUAUCAAUGACAACCCUCCAGUGUUCAAUCCUGAUUCCUACAGUAUUAACAUAAUGGAAAAUGUCCCCAUUGGCACCAGUGUUUUAACCCUGAAUGUGACUGAUGCUGAUGAAGGUCUGACUGCUGCUUUGACAUUCAAGAUAAUCUCAGGGGACCGCAAUGGGCAGUUUACAGUUGACAGAAAUGCUGUGCUUAGGGUCCAAAAGGCAUUAGAUCUGGAACACCAGUCUGUUUAUACUUUAAUUGUUCAAGCUACUGACCAAGCUCAAUGUGAUUCAGUACGUUUCACAAGUAGUACAUGGAUUACAGUGAAGCUCAAUGAUGUGAAUGAUAAUGCCCCUGAGUUCAGAAUUGCAAAUACUGUCUACCUUCCAGAAGAUACUUCCAUUGCCACGGUGAUAAUGACAGUUAAAGCUGUGGAUCUGGAUAGUGGACUUAAUGGCCACGUUGAAUAUUCUCUGCAGCAAUUUACAAGGAACAAGUUUAGCAUCAAUGCAACAAGUGGGGAUCUUAGUGUCAUUGGAGAUCUUGACAGAGAACUAGCGGAAUGGGUUCCAAUAGAUGUGAUUGCUUCAGACAAAGGACAGCCAUCAUUAUCUUCUUCAAUAAGCAUUACAGUAAUCAUUACUGACAUAAAUGACAACAGUCCUGCCUUCACACAAAACACUUAUAAUGUCACAGUGGAUGAAAAUAUACCUCGUGGUUCAGAUUUACUCACAGUUUCAGCUACUGACCCCGAUGAAGAUAAAAACGGACAAGUUCGAUAUACUAUUAACAGCAAGGACUUUUACAUAGAUUCAGUCACUGGAUUAAUCUCAGUGUCUGGAAAUUUGGAUCGUGAAAAAAUCCCAGUGUAUACUUUUGUGGUGUUUGCAUUGGAUGGUGGAGAGAGUCCCAGGUCAGGAACAGCCACUGUCAAUGUUAUACUCAGAGAUUUCAAUGACUUUGCACCAAUCAUCCAGCCCAUGAGAAUGACUUUACAUCUCUUGGAGAACAUAAAUACAGUUCCACAAAUUAUAUAUCAGGUACUGGGGCGUGAUGAUGACCUGGGUUCCAACAGUAAGCUGACCUAUGAGAUUAACCGUGGAAAUGAAGAUGGCAAGUUCUCAAUCUCAGCAAAUGGAGGAAUCAGCCUAGUGCAGAGUCUAGACAGAGAAACUCGGGGAGAAUACAUGCUGUUGGUAACUGUCACAGAUGCAGGUGUUCCACCACUUACUGGCUCUGGAACAAUUAAAAUCAUUGUUGAUGACCUCAACGAUAACAGUCCUGCCUUUGAACAAAGUCAGUACACUGUAACAGUCAGUGAAGCUUCCCCCAUUGGACUAACACUUUUAACAAUCCAUGCUGUUGAUCCAGAUGCUGGAGAGAAUGGACAAAUCAGUUACUCAAUGGAAAGUGGAGAGUCUCCAUUCUCUAUUGAACCCAUCAGUGGGCGAAUUGUCACUACUUCUGAUUUGGACAGAGAAGUCCAGGCAAGUUAUACACUGAUUAUUCUAGCUACCGACAGAAAUUACAUAAAGCCAUUGUCCAGUUCAACCUCAGUGUUCGUCAUAAUAGAGGAUGUAAAUGAUGAGCCACCUCAAUUCCUGAAUGACCCAUAUGUCGCCAAUGUCCCCGCAAUUCUAAAUGAAGGUUCCAUUGUUUAUGCCGUAACAGCAAAGGAUGGAGAUGCCGGGUUAAACGCCGACCUGCGCUUUUCUUUAUCUGGUCCAAAUGCAAACAAAUUUGUUAUCGAUCCACUUAGGGGUGUGGUUUUUGCACAACAGUUAUUGAAAGGACCAAUGGAUUUUACAAUAAAUGUUCAUGUAACCGAUAUUGGAGAAGAUCCUAAAAUGGACAGCACGACUAUUACAGUGCGGUUUCAGAGCACCAAUGACUUCCCACAAUUACUUGUCGAUAAAAAAGUGCAUGUCUACCCUGAAGAUCAAGCAAUAAAUACUGUGAUUUCUAAGGUCAGUGCUUUAGGCAAAGUGAAAGGAAAUGCCAGAUCUAUUCUCUUUUAUCUUGCAGCAGGCAACUUUGAAGAUGUGUUUCAAGUCAACCAACUAACAGGAGAGUUGAUUAUAAAAAAAGCACUGGAUUUUGAGAUUGUAAAACAUUACCAGCUUUGGAUUGAAGCCAGGGAUUCAGGUUCACCACCAUUUUCUUCCUUUGCAAGAAUAGACGUCAAUGUUACAGAUGUAAAUGAUAAUUUUCCUAUAUUCAAGCAGAGCAUCUACAGAUGUGAAAUAUAUGAGAAUGUUUCAGCCAGAAAAGUUUGUAAUGUGUCUGCAGCUGAUCUGGAUUCUGGUCUGAAUGGAUUCUUAGAAUAUAGUAUUUUUGACGGAAAUGCCAAUGAUGCAUUUAAGAUCAAUAGUUCCAGUGGAGUCAUAAGAACUGCUCGGAUGUUAGACAGGGAACAGAUGGCAAUUUACACUUUAAUUGUUGAAGCAAAAGACAAAGGAAGCAACUCUAAAACAGGCACAGCAACAGUCAUCAUCUCUGUUCUAGACAAAAAUGACAAUGCUCCUCGGUUUUUCCAAAUCUUCCUUGCACACGUUGUAGAAAACGCUCCAGUGGGUUUUACCAUUGUACAAAUUACAACCACAGAUGAAGAUAUUGGCAUAAAUGCUAUUAGUACUUACAGUAUUUCAGAUCAGACAGCAAGUCUGCCAUUUGGUGUGAAUCAAAGUACUGGAGAUUUAAUUGUGACAAGGCCAUUGGAUAGAGAGACAACAGAUUGGUACAUUUUAAAGGUACAUGCCAAUGAUUCAGCAUGGGAUGUAAACACAGAUGUCACCAUAUUUGUCAUUGAUACAAAUGACAAUACACCACAGUUUACUGAGUCAUUUUACAGUCUAACUAUUCCAGAACCUAAAGAGAAAGAAAUGUUUGUUCUGCAAGUAUCUGCCACUGACCCUGACUUGGAAAGCAAUGGAAACGUUUUCUACAUCCUUCAGUCCCCAAAUGAGUUCUUCAGAGUGAAUGCAACUACUGGCGAGAUCUUCACUAAGCAGUUCAUUCCAUUUAAAAAUUCAGAUAACCCUAGCUCUGACCAAAACAAAAUUAAGUUUACUGUAAUUGCCUCUGACCAUGGUGAGCAACCAAAUCUAGUUGAGACAUCUGUGGCAAUUACUAUUGUAGCUCAUAAUGAUUAUUCACCUAUGUUUUUGCCACACAAACAGUUGACUCCAGUUCCUGUGAAUUUAGCAUUUGGCACCAAGGUGGCCAAAUUAACUGCAGUUGAUGAAGAUUUGUAUUCAAAUGGAAAAGUAGAAUAUUAUAUCACUGAAAAUAAUAGCUCAUUUCUUUUUGGCAUUGAGCAGAGUAGUGGUUGGAUUUUUGUUGCUAACUCAUUAGCUUCAAAUCUGAAUAAAAUAUUCACUGUGUCAGUAACAGCAAUUGAUGAAGGCACACCACCUCUUUCCUCCAAUACGAUAGCCAACUUUGUGAUCACUGAAGAAAAUAGAUUUACCCCACAAUUUUCUGCCCUACAAGUGAGCUUUUCUAUUCCUGAAGACUGGCCUUCUGGUUCUGUUAUUGGUGGCCUUACUGCCUCUGACGCUGACCGUGGGAUAAAUGGCCACAUAACGUACUCUAUAGUAGUGGGCAAUGAGGGAGCAUAUUUUACUAUUGGAAACACUUCUGGUGUGUUAACUUUAAUUAGGAGUUUAGAUUUUGAAAUGGAUUCUAUUUACAGUCUUCUGAUUUACGCCCAAGAUGGUGGAUGGAUUUCGAAGACUGGUUCCAUUAAUGUUGUUAUACAAGUUGAAGAUGUCAAUGACAAUCCUCCAGCAUUUUCUGGCAAUGUGUUUUUUGCAACUGUGGCAGAGAACUCGCCAUGUGGCACCACAGUCUUUAAAGUGAAUGCAACAGACAAUGACUCUGGAAUCCAUGCUGAGAUAAAUUAUGCCAUUGAGGAUGGGCAUACCGAAGUAUUUUUUAUAGAUUCACAGACUGGAAUAAUAACUGUGCAAGAAAUUUUAAAUUUUGAGCUGCAUCAUUUGUAUGAAGUUACAGUCAGAGCAUUUAACACCCAUGACGUUGAUCAAUUCAGUCUAGCUAAAGUGUAUGUUAAUGUCACAGGAGUGAAUGAAUACAUUCCACGAUUUGCUAAAACACUGUAUAAUUUUUCCAUUUCAGAGAAUGCGCUUGAAGGAACUAUUGUAGGCUGCGUGACUGCAACUGAUUGCGAUCUUGGUUCAGAUGGCAUGGUCAACUACUUACUUAUAGGAAAAAGCAAAGAGAGAGGCUUUCAGAUUAAUGAAAACACUGGGGAGCUGGUUGUCUCUGGUAACACCAAACAGCACAGGGGCAGUCAUGUUCUUCUUCGAGUGCUUGCUAAAAAUGCUGGGAGAAUACGUGGCUUUGAUGUGGAUGAAGCAAUAAUUAAUAUUACUGUCCUUGAUGAUAAUGCUGUCCCAAUUUUUAAAUCUGCUGUCUAUCAGACCCAUGUUAGAGAAGAUGCACUUGUUGGCACUUCAAUCAUAGCUCUGAUGGCUGAUGACUCAGGCACUAUUCCAGAAUGGAAUCAGUUUGAGAUUAAAAUUAAAGAUGGAAAUAAAAAUAACUCAUUUUCUAUAAAUUCUCGAACCAGUGAAGUAUUUGUUGCAUCUGCACUUGACAGGGAGGCCAUACCAUUUUAUAACAUGACCAUCAUUGCAUUUGAUAGUGGGGCCAGCCCAGCAAUAGGUAACACACAAUUGGUUAUCACAGUUGAUGAUGUUAAUGAUAAUGGUCCCACUCUUGUUAAUACUGAAGGAUAUGUAAUGGAGAACCAACCUCCUGGCACACAAUUUAUUUUCCUUAAUGCCACAGAUCUGGACUUACCCCCCAAUCAGGGGCCAUUCAGUUACCAGCUAGCAGACAAUAAUGCCAGUAGUUUUGUUACAUUGUCUCCAGCUGGUGUUUUGUCCACUAAGAAAAUGAUUGACAGAGAAGUUAUUAGUGAGUUUCAUUUAUCUAUAAUCGUGCAUGAUUCUGGAACCCCAUCAAUGUCUUCAAUGAGUAUUUUUCAUGUCCUUAUUCUGGAUCAAAAUGACAACCCUCCUCAGCCUAGAAACCUUUAUAUUCAAGUCAAUUACUAUGGUAAAUAUUUUCCUGGUGGCAGGGUAGGUAGUGUGAAGCCAGAAGAUCCAGAUGUGUCAGGUAUAUUCAACUGCAGCAUAGUAACCAAUUCCACCACCAGUUUUACUAUAGCAGCAGGAACCUGUGAACUGCAAUCUGGAAAACAGCUACAUGAAGAGGACUUCAAUCUCACAGUUAAGGCAAAUGAUGGUGUUCACAGUACUGUCUCCAGCAAUAUUUAUAUAAAAUACAGACAUUUUAACAAUGCCACAAUUGACAACAGUAUCCUUCUUCUAAUCACUCUCUCCAUUAAGGAGUUUCUAGAUAAAAAGUAUCUACAUUUGGUCAAGACUAUUGAUGACCUCCUAAGCAAAAAUUCCACAAAACUACAUAUAUUUGAAAUGAUGCCAAUGAGUGACCACGUUCUCUUGAUGACAGCUAUUAAAAAUAAUGAUGGGCAGCAUCUACCUAGAAGCACUCUAAUAGACUUUUUCACAGCUCAUAAAGAAUGGCUUAGGACUCAUAUUGGAAUCACAAUUUCUGCAGUUGCUUAUGAUCCUUGUGCAACAAACCCUUGUCACCAUGGUGCUGUCUGCACAAAGCAAACUGGCGUCAAAUCAGAGACUAUAGUUCUAGAAGGUUCAUCUGUCAUUUUUCUGAGUCACAGUCCAAUGAGGCCUUUCAACUGUAUCUGCCCAAAUGGAUACAUUGGUAAAUUGUGCCAAAUCACUUUGAACUACUGUAUAAAGUCACCUUGCCUGAACCAUGGAACGUGUGUCAACCUUCCCAAUGGAUAUAGUUGCAGAUGCCCAUUUGGUACAAGUGGGAAUGAAUGUGACGGGAGCAGCCUUGGGUUUGAAGAGCUCUCCUACAUGGAACUCCCUUCUCUUGAUCCUAGAAACAAUAUGAUUUAUGUCGAAUUUGCCACAAUGAAAGAAAAUUCCCUGCUCCUAUAUAACUACGACAACAAAGAAGGUGCAGGGGGUGAUUUUCUUGCACUGGAAAUAGUAAAUGGCAAAAUAGAAUUUUCUUAUAAUCUUGGAAGUGGAAUUGUUCGGCUGGUAACUGAUCAGCAAGUAGCAGAUGGAGAGUUUCACAAGAUUUUUGCAACUAGAAUGGGGACGACUGGAUCCCUGACAGUGGAUAAUUGCACCAACGAUCAGCCAGCGCAGUUCUGCUUUGCAAACACUCCAGGCAUAGGCACAGAGAGAACUCUGGAUUUGGAUAAAAAUAGUAUCACAUUUGGAGGAAUCAAAUCAAUUGACCCCAUACUCCUUCGUCCUGAUCAAGCAAAAACACAUGACUUCAUUGGUUGCAUUAAGGAACUUAAACUGAACAAUGUUCCUAUUGAAUUUGCUGAGGCACUAUCUUCAAAUAACAUCCUCACCAGUUGUCCUCGUUUGGACAGAGUUUGUCAGGAUAAAACGUGCCUCAAUGGAGGAGUUUGCCUGGACCGUUGGUCUUUCCACUUGUGCCAGUGCCCAGAAGGUUUUACUGGACCCCACUGUGAAAAAGCUACUUCUCCAGAUACAGCAAUAAAUCUCGAUGGACAAUUUCAUCUUGACUAUUUCAUUAAAGAAAGUUAUAAACGUGGACAACUAUUGAAGAACCACAUAAAGAGAAAACAAAAUCAAAAAGGAAAUGGGAGUACCAGUAGCAUUGAAAUACAGUUCAGAACACGCUCAUCAGAAGGAAUGCUGCUACACAUACAAGGAAGUAUAAACUAUAUCGCUGUCAAGAUUAUGGAUGGAUGGAUAAACUACAUUUCUGAUGCUGGCUCAAAAGGCGACAUUGAGCACCAUUUAGCAGAUAUCUCAGUUUCUGAUGGAAAAUGGCAUACAUUCAAAAUGGAGAGCAAUGACUUAGUCACUAGACUGAUUCUUGACAAAAAACACCUCAAAAACAUCACACAUCCCACUCAUAAAGUGGGUGGGAUUGAGUUUUCCACCUUCUCUUUGGGGCGAGCACUGGUAUCACAGUUUGAUAAUCCAAAUGAACUAGGUUUUAAAGGGUGCAUCAAAAUAUUCAAAUACAAUAAUCAGGUGAUGCCCUUUACUGGAUCGAAUGACUUAGUCGACGUACGACCAAGUGAUGUCUCAGUACAGAUUGGAUGCAGAUGGCCUAAUGCCUGUUUAAGCAACCCAUGUCCAACUGGAAUGAAGUGCAUUGAUUUAUGGUUUGCAUAUGAGUGUCUCCCAGUUGCCUGUUUUCCUGACCCUUGUAAGCAUGGUGGUACAUGUCUUUCUUCUUCAGACGGCACAUAUCAUUGCGUUUGCACACCAGAUUUUACCGGAUCUUUUUGUGACUUCUGCACAUCAAUAAUUAAUGACCAUUCAGCCUGCCAGGAAGGCAAAAUUCAAUUGCCACAAUGGAGCAUAGCGGUGAUUAUACUUGUUACUCUAGUAGUAAUUCCUCUGAUAGGUGUGUUCAUCAAAUAUCAAUGUAUUACUUUGAAAAACAAGCGAACAAAAAUGAUUGCACUGCUCCAAAAAGGCACUGAGAACAAAGCUUUUGAUGAUCAUGAUGUUGACGGCACAAAACAUUCCAGUCCUGACAAUGCUGAAAAGCAGCCAGAUAUCCUCAAGGCAGAAAAAAAUUAUCACAUUAUGGACGAAACAUUUAUUAAUGCCACAGCCAACAUGGUGCAGUAUAAGAAAUGUUAUGGCCAAUCCUAUGACUUGGAGGUCGGUGACAUUGAUAAUGCAAGCAGUUUAGCUUCUUCCGAUAUUGAUGCCAUUCAGUACCACACACAGUUCCAGAUCAACAAUGAUCAUUAUACAAAUAUAAUUCUCCCCAGAGGUAUGCAUAAUAAAUCUCAACCAUUUAUGCCCAUUGUGAAUCAAAGAAACACCCAAUCUCCUGUACAAAUAACUCCCAGUCAACAAAGUGUUCUAUGUAAAAAUCAAGUAGCAAAAGGUGGAUUUGCAAAUCAACAAUGCCCUCAAACAUGCUCAUCAGAAUGGUUCCCUUCAUCAGUUUUAUUUACAGAGCGCAAGCAUUUAAUAAAUGAUCUUUACAUGAUUGGCUAUGAAACAGAGCUUUCACGUCAUGGUCAUUUUAACACCAACAACUCAAGUGAAGGAGGUUUUGAUAAUUUGACUUUUUAUGGAGGUGAUGAGAUUGAAAGGUUGCCUGAUGCAUCAAUACUUAUGCCCCGUUCCAGACCCAACAGCAGAAUGAAACAGAUAAUCGAGAGACUUCCACUUGGCCUGACUGUGGAAGAGGUAAAAAAACUGAAUGCUCCAACAAUACAGAAAUCUGUCAAGAACACCGCUCAAAGAAUUUCACUGUCACAAGUUUCACAAAGAACGUCAGCCCAGGCAGGCCCCCCAGGCUUCCUUCCUUCCACAGAUACUUCAUCUGAUAGUGAUUCCCAUAGUUCUUUCACUUGUUCUGAGUAUAACUAUGAAAGGAAACUUUCCACAUUUAGUCGUUCGUCUGUGCACAAAUGUAAUCAACAGGAUUCAGAGAGUAAUAUUGUCGAGGAUGAUAAGAUUCUAAAUGAAUGGGAGAUUAGAUUACAAGAACAUGAAAAGAGGUAUACAUCCAACUCAUGUUUAAUGGACACUGAAAUUAUUCCUGAUGAGGAUUCAGAUAACAAUAUGAUACAGUGCAAUGAUUCCCCUGGCAAUAGAACACAUAAUUGGGAUAAUAUUUUAAACUUAGGACCAAAUUUUGAAAUAUAUGUUGAAAUUUUCAAAGACCUUGCUGAACUUCCAAGUGAACCACAGAAUGAAGAUCAAUUUUCUGUUGCUGAAGGAAGUGAUCACGAAGAACUUCUGUGA
Carcharodon carcharias (great white shark) is the source of this 9360-nucleotide messenger RNA. RefSeq names its product protocadherin Fat 4. Gene Ontology annotation, molecular function: calcium ion binding. The transcript has 16 exons. The record is from RefSeq and is a predicted model, not a curated record. Gene Ontology annotation, cellular component: plasma membrane; cell-cell junction. The coding region runs from base 1 to 9360 and encodes 3119 amino acids. Gene Ontology annotation, biological process: homophilic cell-cell adhesion. NCBI's taxonomy places the organism in Eukaryota, Metazoa, Chordata, Chondrichthyes, Lamniformes, Lamnidae.